Molecule: messenger RNA, 2289 nt
Organism: Myxocyprinus asiaticus (Chinese sucker)
Lineage: Eukaryota; Metazoa; Chordata; Actinopteri; Cypriniformes; Catostomidae
Product: gastrula zinc finger protein XlCGF26.1-like
Exons: 5
Coding region: 229-2274 (681 amino acids)
Source: RefSeq, a predicted model, not a curated record
GACACUACUACAGUUUGAGCGCUCAGUUCGUGUUUGGACAAGAAUCUAACAUCAACCCUGGUUAUCUGCAGGAUAUCUGAGGGAACCAGGCAGUAAUAAGUCUUACAGACUGAGAGCCAUUAACCAGAUUCUUCAAAAAGGCCUUUAGUCCACACACUGUGACCUUUAGGUCAUAAAACAUGGAAUCCUGGAACAAUGGCGCAAAAAUGUCUGACUUAACAUCAAUGAAUGUGCAUCUGCUUAAUUUCAACUGCUACAGAACAAAGCAGGACUUGUGAAGUUGACACCGACCUGCAAUUCACCUCCCCCAGGAUGUUCAUCAUGAGAGAGCAGGUGGAUGUGAUUCACGCUGGAGAACAGCAGAUGCUGCAGACACUAGUGAAGAUUGAAGUGAUGCAGGAGGAGAUAAAAGAAGAAAUCACAACAGAGGAACAACAAACUGAUGAAGAUGAUGAUGAACAGCAGAUGCUGCAGACAUCAGUGAAGAUUGAAGUGAAGCAGGAGGAGAUAAAAGAAGAAAACACAGCAGAGGAACAACAGAGUGAUGAAGAUGAUGAUGAACAGCAGAUACCAGUGAAGAUGUGUUCAGUGAAGCUGCUGGACUGCAGAAACCUGAUGAAGAUGAGAGGAGAAAACACAGCAGAGGAACAACAGGGUGAUGAAGAUGAUGAAACCACAGCAGAGGAACAAACGAGUGAUGAUGAUGAUGAUGAACAGCAGACACCAGUGAAGAUGUGUUCAGUGAAGCUGCUGGACUGCAGAAACCUGAUGAAGAUGAGAGGAGAAAACACAGCAGAGGAACAACAGGGUGAUGAAGAUGAUGAUGAUGAUGGUGAAACCACAGCAGAGGAACAUCAGAGUGAUAAAGAUGAUUGUAUUUCCUCAGAGCUGAUGGAAUUGAAAGCUGAACGUCAAGAACUCAGUGAAGUGGAGGAGAAACUUCAGUGUCAGAAACAUCAGGAUUUCGCAACUGAAGAAAAAUCUUUGAGUGGCUCAAAGACUGUGAAGAAUUCCUCAGCAAAACAGCUUAAAAGAAGAGCAGCCAAGAAAUCUUUCACCUGCUCUCAGUGUAAAAAAAAAUUCAUAUUUAUAAGCCAGCUUAAUGUUCACAUGAGAGUUCACACUGGAGAAAAGCCUUACACGUGCCAACAGUGUGGAAAGAAUUUCACAAGUAAAAACUGGCUUAAUAGUCACAUGAGAGUUCACACUGGAGAGAAGCCUUACAAGUGCCAACAGUGUGGAAAGAGUUUUGCAUAUAAAUUAAAUUUGAAUGCGCACAAAAAAAUUCACACUGGAGAAAAGCCUUUCACAUGCCAUCUGUGUGAAAAAUGUUUCACUUCUAAAGGAAACCUUGAUAUACAUACAAGGAUUCACACUGGAGAGAGGCCUUACACGUGCCAUCAGUGUGGCAAAGGUUUCACACGUAAAGUAUGUCUUAAUAAACACACAAUGGUUCAUACUGGAGAGAAGCCUUUCACAUGCAAUCAGUGUGGAAAGAAGUUCACAGAUAAAUAUUAUCUUCAUAUGCACACAAGAGUUCACACAGGAGAGAGGCUUUUUACAUGCCGUCAGUGUGGAAAAGGUUUCAAAUGGGCAGGUACACUGAAAAAGCAUCUCUGCUGUCACUCUGGAGUAAAACCAUUUGAAUAUGAUAACUGUGGUAAAAGAUUUGUUGAGGAUUCGGACCUAAACCAACAUCUGAAAACGCACACAAAUGAGAAGCCUUACAAGUGUUCAUUUUGUGGAAAGAGUUUUGCAUGCCUGUCCUAUUUUAAACAGCACCAGAAAAUACAUACCUUUUCCGGGGUUCAAAUGUGCUUUGAAUGUGGGAAGAUCUUUAUUACAGCCAUCAGCUUAAAACAGCACCAAAGAAUUCAUACUGGAGAGAAACCAUACAAGUGCUCGAACAGUGAAAAGAGUUUCACUCUGUCAAAUAAACUGAAAACACAUGAGAGAAUUCAUACUGGAGAGAAACAAUACACGUGCUCACACUGUGAAAAGAGUUUCACUCAGUCACAUGACCUGAAAAGACACAAGAGAAUUCAUACUGGAGAGAAACCAUACAAGUGCCAUCAGUGUGGAAAGAGUUUCACUCAGUCAGAACACCUGAAAACACACAAGAGAAUUCAUACUGGAGAAAAACCAUACAAGUGUUCUUCAUGUGGGAAAGGUUUCAACCAAUCAGGUACACUACAGAAACAUGUAAAAAAGAACUGCCCCAGCAGUCACAGUGAGCAAGAAUCAUCUUCAGGUCCAACAAUAUCAAGUAAAUAGUUUGGAAGAUAAAAC